Molecule: messenger RNA, 625 nt
Organism: Vigna angularis (adzuki bean)
Lineage: Eukaryota; Viridiplantae; Streptophyta; Magnoliopsida; Fabales; Fabaceae
Exons: 2
Coding region: 108-512 (134 amino acids)
Source: RefSeq, a predicted model, not a curated record
ACGUGAAUAGAAAAGGUUGAAGAUGGCAGAAGAAGUGAAAUUGAGAGAUGAAAAUGGAAACCCUGUGGGACUGACAGAUGCAUAUGGAAAUCCUGUUUGGUUAACAGAUGAGAAAGGGCAAUCCAGUACAUCUCACUGGUGUUGCAACCAUAGCAUAUCACACUUUCUUUGAGGAUAAAGGGUUUGAGGAUAACAGAUUUGAAGAUAGCAGAUUUGAGGAUGAAGGGCAUGUAAAGAAGAAGGAUAGAACAAAAGAGAAGUUUGUACCAGAAAAAGGUGAAGGGGAAAUGAAGGAAAAUUUACACAGCAAAACAUCACUAAAAGAAAAGUUAUUAGAAGAAGAAAAGGAGAAAGAGAAGAAAGAGCAUUCAGACAUGAAAACAUUACCAGAAGAGAAAGAAGAAGAGAAAACUUGUAGAAUUAGUAAUGGUAACAUUGAUGAACACAGAAGCACAAUAAAAGGGAUAAUAGAAAUUAUCAAAGAAAGAUUGCCAGGUCAGGGCAACCACUAAAAGCUUCACCAAUCACUAUAUAUAUUCAUCAACUUAUUAAGCUUUUUUAAUGUUUAGAAUCUAUGUUUCUGAUUGAGUUUUGCUUUACAUAAGCUGAUUGAGUUUUGCUUUAC